This is a messenger RNA of Pungitius pungitius (ninespine stickleback), 3329 nucleotides long. RefSeq names its product chromatin licensing and DNA replication factor 1 (gene cdt1). NCBI's taxonomy places the organism in Eukaryota, Metazoa, Chordata, Actinopteri, Perciformes, Gasterosteidae. The transcript is spliced from 10 exons. Gene Ontology annotation, cellular component: nucleus. Gene Ontology annotation, molecular function: DNA polymerase binding; DNA binding. Bases 174 to 2174 code for a protein of 666 amino acids. Gene Ontology annotation, biological process: regulation of DNA-templated DNA replication initiation; DNA replication checkpoint signaling; DNA replication preinitiation complex assembly. The record is from RefSeq and is a predicted model, not a curated record.
GACAAGGCGUGGCUUUGUUGAUUUCGCGCGAAUUUCCUUUCUUCUUCCUGUGGAAGGUUAUUAUGACCGGAAAUCUUCGGUGGAUGGCCAGUAUUUAUACGCUGACUGACUGCAGAGAACGGUAGCUUGGGCUUUAUAUCGCGGCUCCUGGUCCCACCUCAAGCGGCAGCAUCAUGUCUCAAGCCCGGGUCACAGACUUCUUUUCCCAAAGAAAGAAAGGUGUCGCCGCUCCGGUAAAACCAACGAGGCAGCGCAACGGCCGCGGUUCAUCGGAGUCCAGCACCAAAGUCGCCGGCACGAGGUCGGGAUCCUCCGAAGGCAAAGGCGGGUUCCUCUACUCGUCCACCGUCCAUGAGGAGUUUGUCCGGGUCAUCGACGAGGCGGUGGAGCUCAACAGUGGCGUCUGCACUACUCGCAGCACCGCGAAAGACCCCUCCGGGCCACUCACCCCGAAGCGAGCCUCGGCCGAAACCCAGUUCGACCUCGGAGCCGCCGUGUUCUCAGCCACUGCGAGCCACAGCACGGCCAAGAAGAGACGGCAGGAGGCCGCCCCGGACGCUGCAGGCAAAGUCCCGGAGAAAACGACGAGGACGAAGGCUAGGAAGAAGCUGGUCCUCCACCAGAACUCUCCACAGGUCCAUACUGAUGCUGUAGUCAGGUCCCAGUCCGGAGAGGAGACCCAGCAGCACCCUGGUUCUGAUGACCAGCUUCACCUCCAAACCAACAACAGUCAGAAAGCCAAAGGGCCGGAGAGCCAGGCUUUGUGUAAAGAUGACCUUGCAGCCCUCAAGUCUCGCCUUCAGAAGAUCAAGAAACGGGCAGAGGAGCGGGCCAGCGCGCCGCCCCCACCUUCCACAUCCCCGUCUGCAGACGGUCCAGCUCCUCACAAGGCGUCUCCGCCUGUCCCCCAAACCGCCGAUGCAACCGCCCUCAAGUUGACCGUCGCACGCGCCAAAGAGCUGGCCGCUAAGGCGCAGCAGAGGAAGCAGGAGAGCGAGGCCACGGCGAGGGAGCCCGACGCCCACGACAGUGCGGAGCAGCCAGCAUACCAGCGGUACCACACACUCGCCCAGGCGGCCCCCCCAGGCCUUUCCCUGCCCUUCCAGUACAAGGUGCUGGCAGAGAUGUUCAGGAGCAUGGACACUGUGGUCGCCAUGCUGCACAACCGCUGUGAGACCGCCACUUUUGCCAAGAUCAAACAGGGAGUUCAGGACAUGAUGCACAAGCGCUUUGAGGAGAGCCACGUUGGUCAGAUAAAGACCGUGUUCCCUGAGGCCUACACGUUUAGACAGGAGAAGAACGUCCCCACGUUUAACAGCAGCAUUAAGAAGGGCCGCUGCCAGCUCACCGUGGAGCCCGUCCUAUUGGGCUGCACCGGCGCUCGUCCUGUCCUGUCGGCCUCUUGCCUCCUGGAGAGAAGACAAGUCUUCCAUCUGAAUCUGGUCUCCAUCGUCAAAGAGCACCACAAGGUCUUCCUGUCCUUGUUAGUUCCUCCAGUGUCUGUUCCAGAAGACAAACUGACCCGCUGGCAUCCUCGCUUUAACGUGGACUCCGUGCCAGCCGUCCCCACCAGCUCGCUGCCGCAGCCUCCUGACACGGACAAGGUGUCCACUGCUCAGGAGGUGCUUGAAAAGGCCCGCUUGCUCAUCACACCCAAGAUGGAGAAGGCUCUGGUUUCUCUAGCUCAGAAGACCAAGGAUGCACCUGCAGAGAGUACAGAGUCUCCCAAAGCCCCCGCUGCAUCAAACGCCCCAGCAGCGCCGGUCCCAACGGCCCUGAAGGGAGUGUCCCAAUCACUGCUUGACCGGAUUCGUGCAAAAGAGGCCCAGAAGCUGCAGGCAGCAAUGACACGGAACCCCAAACAAGAGGAGCGUCUGCUGAUGAUGUCACGGCUUCCAGAGCUGGUCAGGAUUCUCCGGAACGUCUUUGUUGCUGAGAAGAAGCAGUCUUUGAUUAUGGAAGUGGCCUGUAGCCGGACGGUGGCCAGCUACAGGUCUGCUCUCAGUACAGGUGAAGUGGAGAAGCACAUCCGGCUGCUGGCAGAAGUGGCUGCUGAUUGGCUAACUAUUCAUCCAAUAAGAAAGGACUUCUACCUGAAGCUGAACAAGAACAUGGAGCUCAGCAUCGUCCUGAAGAAACUGAGCAGCAGACUGGAAGAGGAGGAGAGGAUGUGACAAAGUGGCUCCUCUGUGACUACUGGGGCCCUUGAUGGGACACGCGGGGCCUCUUUUAAAGUGCAAUAUUUUUUUUAUAGAUUCCACUGGUUUGUGGACAGUUGGCGGUUUUAUUGUGCGCUGUGUUAAAAGCCUGCCAGAAGUAGUUCCUGAUGGAUCCAGCACCAUGUGGCCCCUCACAUUUCUGACAUGGAUCUUUGUUUUUCCUCUAUGAUGUGAUGUCAAUAUCAACCUCAACUUCUGGUCUUCUAGGGGUCAAUUUUCUACAAUGUAGAACUGAUGACUGUUUACAUUUUUGAGGUCACUGUUACCCAGAAGCUUGCAUCAAUCAACGGUCUUCUUCCUCCACUUAUUAAAUAUUGUUAAUCAAUCUGGCAGCUGGUGAUACUCAUCCUGUGCUUAAAGUGGUAGUGAGGAACAACUUUUAGCAUCUUUCCAUAACUAACCAGAUCUUGAGCUGUCUGCUUGUGCAAGACAAAGCAGUUUGAGAUUUCCUUUCAAAACUAUUUACAGGUUUGUCUCAAUACCAUAAACUGGAAACACAGAAUAUCAAAUAAAAUCUGAAAAGAAUUGGAUUAGAAAGUCUGUUCCUGUGUAAUCCUUUCCUCUAGCACUAUUAUGAGGUUGGCUGUUAUGGUUUGAUGCAUCGCUGUAACUAAUGAACAUCACGAGUACCUAAGUGGUAAAAAACAGCAGUCCAACAUUACUGACCAGAUCAAUUCCUGUUUUUGGUAGAAAUUAUAUUUCUACAUCGCAAAUAAUGUACUAAAGCAAUUUAAAACCAAUCAUGACAUGCUGCUCGUUCUGUGAGGUAAUUCAUAGUCGCUGUGGAGCACAACCAGUGAGCUCAUUCAGUGGAAGACAUUGGUUAAAGAACGUUGUGUAUUGUUGAUGUGGAGGGGAAAGGUGCAGACAGUAAUCUCUUGCUUUAAAACUAGAAAAACCUGGAAUGGAUUACAGACUUGGUCUAAAGUUACACGAGUACUGUAACUAUUAGAAAAGGUCUCUCUGAAGCCCUCACAAUGUGCCAAAGAGACCUUCCCUGUGUCUCAGUUCCUUAAGGAUGCAUACGUCAAUUUGGCUGCUACGUUUGCACUUAUAAACAGAAAUGGAUCAAAAUGAGGUCGAUUAGACAAGUCAUGAACCUGAAAUAUC